AUGGUGUCCUCGACGUCUGCGCCGCCGCCAAGCAACGCCGCCAGCUCCGAGACUUUGGACGUGGGCGGCUGGCAGGUCGUCGUCACCGACGGGCACGCGGUCCUGCCCAAAGGCAUGACGCACUUGCCAGACGGGACGUUUCAGCUCCGCACCUCUCUCGUCUCGGUCGCCUUUCCGCGCAGCCUCGCCUCCAUCGGCGACGGCGCCUUCUACCGUUGCACCUCGCUCGUCUCCGUCGACCUCCCCGCCAGCCUCACCUCCAUCCGCCCCCAUGCUUUCCGCGGCUGCUCCUCCCUCGCCCACGUCACCUUCCCCGCCGGCCUCACCUCCAUCGGCGACAACGCCUACAAUGGUUGCACCUCUCUCGCCUCCGUCACCUUCCCUGCCGGUCUCACCUCCAUCGGAGUCUACGCCUUCUGCGGCUGCCCCUCCAUGACCCGCGUCACCGUGCCAACCACCCUCACCUCCAUCGGCCACGGCGCCUUCCGCGACUGCCCGCUCACCCGCGUCACCGUCGUCGUCGCCGACGGGCACGCGGUGCUGCCCGAAGGCAUGACGCACCUGCCGGACCUGGCGUUCUUCGAACGCGCCACUCUCGUCUCGGUCGCCUGCCCGAGCAGCCUCGUCUCCAUCGGCGACCGGGCCUUCGACCGCUGCACCUCGCUCGCCUCCAUCGACCUCCCCGCCGGCCCCACCUCCAUCGGCAAGCACGCCUUCGACCGCUGCUGCUCGCUGGUCUCCAUUGACCUCCCCGCCGGUCUCACCUCCAUCAGCAGAGGCGCCUUCUUCGGCUGCUCCGCCCUCGCCUCCGUCACCUCCCCCGCCGGCCUCACCUCCAUCGGCAGCUGCGCCUUCUACGGCUGCUCCGCCCUCGCCAACGUCACCUUCCCUGCCGGCCUCGUCUCCAUCGGCGACUACGCCUUCGACGGCUGCUCCGCCCUCGCCAACGUCACCUUCCCUGCCGGCCUCACCUCCAUCGGCAGCAGCGCCUUCCUCCAUUGCUCCUCCCUCACCAGCGUCACCCUCCCCGCCGGCCUCACCUCCAUCGGCAGCUGCGCCUUCUACGGCUGCUCCGCCCUCGCCAACGUCACCUUCCCUGCCGGCCUCACCUCCAUCGGCGAGCAAGCCUUCUACCGCUGCUUGUCUCUCACAUCCGUCACCUUCCCCGCCGGCCUCACCUCGAUCGGCAGCAGCGCCUUCAACGCCUGCUCCUCCCUCUCCUCCGUCACCGUGCCAACCACCGCCACGAUCGGCUUCGGCGCCUUCCCACUCGCCACCACCGUCCUCCGCCUCCCGCCCGCAACGAUGCGCUGGUACGAGGCGGUGGACGGGGCUCUGGCCUACAAGCGCUGCCGCCCCCUUCUCUACGGCUGGCUAGAGCGGGCCCAGACCAGCCUCGGCUCUUACGGCCCGGACGGCGCGGCGCGCCAGCGCGACCUCGAGGAGUUCGAGGGCGAUUUUGGGCUGCUUGUAGAGUGA
Molecule: messenger RNA, 1479 nt
Organism: Emiliania huxleyi CCMP1516
Lineage: Eukaryota; Haptophyta; Isochrysidales; Noelaerhabdaceae
Exons: 2
Coding region: 1-1479 (492 amino acids)
Source: RefSeq, a predicted model, not a curated record